AUGGAUCGCCUUGUUGGCGUAUCCUUCGCGAUUCCAGUCUCCCGCGACGGCACCAAAGUCAACUUCACCAUGAUUUAUGGUCGAGGGUGGUACAACCACCGCAAGGGUUUCCAACGCGUUGAACUGGAUAUUGCCGCUAAGAAAAAGGCUAUCGCACAGCCAUUCCCUCUGAGCCCAUCACCCCUGCAAGCUCACCCGACCGGCGUUAACAAGCGUCAAUGUGCCCACCACCAACGCUACCACGAUGGGCUCGUGUGUCACGGGGUCACGGCGCCGUUAGCCGCUCUGGGGCAUCUGUACCGUUGCAACGCCCAUGGCAAUUGCCGAAUAUGUUCGACGCACUGCGUGAACACAUCGUGGUCACACCAACUCAAAUUGGUGGAUUUGUUCACUAACAACAUGCUCAUCCUUCCCUCCAUCCUCCCUGUGCCGGAUUCUCCACGCACCAUACCUUCUAACAACUACAUUGAUGGCUCCAAACCCGACGGUCAGAGUGUCACGCGUGCGACCGUGUCACUGGACUUAAUGCUCGAGGAAUUUGCCCUACUCGAUGCACAUGUUGCUGUUGUGAAGUCGUCAUUUACGACGAUGUGUUCCCAACCUGGCACUCUACCUCGGUCUUCAACCUCGUUGACCUUGUUACCACUGGCGCAGCGGACCGUAUCCAGUCGCUUUUGUCCAAAUACCCGAUGGAAUUAG
This is a messenger RNA of Aphanomyces astaci, 699 nucleotides long. RefSeq lists its product as hypothetical. Lineage: Eukaryota; Oomycota; Saprolegniomycetes; Saprolegniales; Verrucalvaceae. Bases 1 to 699 code for a protein of 232 amino acids. The transcript has 2 exons. The record is from RefSeq and is a predicted model, not a curated record.